Ilex paraguariensis (yerba mate) is the source of this 1125-nucleotide messenger RNA. The record is from the annotation of a GenBank genome assembly. NCBI's taxonomy places the organism in Eukaryota, Viridiplantae, Streptophyta, Magnoliopsida, Aquifoliales, Aquifoliaceae.
UUCAAGUUGAAAAGACAAAUUUCUUGGAUUCAUUCACCAUUGUUUGUGAAUAUGGAAAAGGGAAAGAGGUUGGCUGUUUUAGUAGGGUGCAAUUACCCACGCACCAAAUAUCAGCUGCAUGGAUGCAUCAAUGAUGCGUUAUCCAUGCGACAAGUGCUCGUAAGGCGGUUUGGGUUCGACCCGAGCCAAAUCGAGCUCCUGGUCGAUGAACAUGGCUCCUCGGUCAUGCCCACCGGUGCGAAUAUCAAGAAGGCACUUAGCCGGAUGGUUGAUGAGGCUGAGCCAGGUGAUGUUCUAUUCUUCCACUAUAGUGGUCAUGGAACGCGGAUUCCCUCGGUGAAGCAAGUUCAUCCAUAUAGGCAGGAUCAGGCAAUUGUUCCUUCUGAUUUCAAUCUAAUUACCGAUGUGGACUUCCGGCACCUGGUGAACCGCCUGCCGGAGGGAGCAACUUUCACCAUGCUUUCAGAUUCCUGCCAUAGUGGCGGCCUCAUCGACAAAGAGAAAGAGCAAAUUGGGCCUUCCACUGCCUCUAGCAAAGCCAUUUUGCUUUCUCCCUACAAGCCCAAGACCAUUCCCUUUGAAUCAGUAUUGCAACACCUCGCAUCAAUCACAAACAUAGAUACAUCCGAUAUUGGCACCCAUUUGCUGGAGAUUUUUGGCCCUGAUGCCAGCCUUAGAUUCCAAUUACCUCGACUCGAGCUCAAUUUGCUCAGACCUCUGUGGCCUGAUGAGGGAAUUCUGCUAAGCGGGUGUCAAGCGAAUGAGACUUCUGUCGACAUGGAAGCGGUUGAGAGUGGGGGGAAGGCCUAUGGAGCUUUCAGUAAUGCGGUUCAAAUGGUGUUGAAGGAAGAUUCGGGUCCUCUCUGCAAUAGGGACGUAGUGAUGAGGGCUAGGAUGCUUUUACGGGCGCAACACCUUGAGCAACAUCCUUGUCUCUACUGCAGUGAUGACAAUGCUGAUGCUGUUUUCUUGUUGCAAAAUUGAGAGCUCAAGCAUACGAGACAGUGUGUUGCCUAUAACGUAUAUAAAUGAUACUUGAUAUUACUUGUUGUAACAAUAAAAUAGCAUAUAGGGAAGAAAAACAAUUAUAUAUGCUUCCACAUCUAAUUAUAAAUGAAAUAGUCG